This is a messenger RNA of Manduca sexta (tobacco hornworm), 862 nucleotides long. Its product is annotated as trypsin, alkaline C-like. Gene Ontology annotation, biological process: proteolysis. The coding region runs from base 107 to 862 and encodes 251 amino acids. Lineage: Eukaryota; Metazoa; Arthropoda; Insecta; Lepidoptera; Sphingidae. The record is from RefSeq and is a predicted model, not a curated record. The transcript has 4 exons. Gene Ontology annotation, molecular function: serine-type endopeptidase activity.
GUCUUAUCUAAUUUAAUCAAUAUUUAUAAUUGAAAAGCACCCUUUGGUAGGUAUAUAUACCUAUCAAAUACUGUUCGGAUGUCAGUCACUUUCCAGUUAAUUAAUCAUGAAGACGUUGAUCGCAUUGUUAGCCCUUGGGUUCGUAGCCGUUACGGCCGGUCCGUCGGCUCCGCAGAGAAUCGUCGGCGGUUCAGUCACCACCAUCGACAACUACCCCUCUCUUGUGGCGCUGUUGCGAACCCAGGACUGGAGUCAGUGGUCUCAAGCCUGUGGCGGCUCCAUCAUUAAUAGCAGACACAUUCUCUCGGCUGCCCAUUGCCUGCAUGGAUAUGCUGUUGGAGCUUGGCGCGUGCGUGUUGGUUCCACCUGGGCGAACAGCGGUGGCGUCGUCCACGCUGUGGAUCGUCAUAUCAUUCACUAUCAUUACAACAACAGAACCCUUGAUAAUGAUAUUGCUAUUUUGCGCCUCGCUUCCAACAUUGCAUUCAACCAGAAUGCUCGUGCUGGUCACUAUGCUGGCGCCAUUACCAUGUCGCAGACAACCAGGCGGUAUGGGCUGCUGGAUGGGGUCAUACACAGUUCAGAGGAAACCCUUCGAGCAACUGCGACACGUCGAAGUACGGACCAUCAACCUGACGUCUGCAGAGAUAGAUACCGUCGUGCCUUCCCACCCCGCAUCGUGACUGACAACAUGUUAUGCUCCGGCAUUCUUGACGUCGGGGGUCGCGACGCUUGCCAAGGAGACUCCGGCGGUCCUGUCUACCACAACAACGUCAUCGCCGGCGUUACCUCCUGGGGCAUACGCUGUGCUGAUCGUCGCUUCCCUGGUGUCAACGUUCGUGUCCAGCGCUACACUGCUUGA